CCAAGACUAUUAUAUACAGCGUACAGCUGCCAACAAUCAAGAACAAUAAUAGUAAUCAGACGAUAGGGUACAACGCCGUCACUCGCUCUGCCCUUGUCGACCCAUGUCCUGGUAACGAUCAAACGCAAAUCCUCCGAGCACAUCCCAUCUUUUCCUUCCUUCUUGACGUCAUAUAAACUCGAGGGCAACUUCCUUUCCUCUGGGAAACUUCUACACGAUCUUUCACAGUCCACACUCGACUCGAAACCUAUCAGACUCUUGCAGUCUAGACGCAGGAACAAGAGAGCUUGCAGCUUGAAACGUCGGCAGUCGAUCGUUGGACACGAGCCAGAUCCUCCCGCGUGAUAGCCAGGCAGGCAGUGAAACGCACAACGUCCUCGCAGUCAUCAUCAUUUUGAUCACCAUCGCCUGAGGCUGAGAAAAAGAAAACAAGAACAAUCACAAGCCUGAAUACAUCUCAAUAUGCCCGCACGCGAUCCUACGGCCUCGCCGCACAUCUCGAGUACGGGUGGUCCACCCUCUCGACGAACCUCGAUACAACAUACCGGACCCAUCAAGGACCUGAACGACCCGCAGAACCCUCAUCGACCGACGUCCCCCGGGUCUAGCGGGAUCAGCGGUUCCAACGUCCAUCACCACAGUUCAUUGUCGAGGAGCAUCGGUGCACCUCGAGCUCGUAGAGAGAGCUUGACCGGGAUGACGAGCAAUUCCAAGGGGAAACGGCGGACGGGUUGGUACGGCCUAGGACAGGACGACGCCGACCGACAGGGCGAGUCGAGCGUGACGUUUGAAGCUGGAGGCGAGGUCGAGGAUGCGACCAGCCCGCCUAGUCAAAACUCGUUGACCGCAGCCGCCAUCCGUGAUCGGACGCUCAAUCUGGCCGCCUCGCUCGCCUCGCAAUCGUACGGUUCUUCAGGGUUCGAAGAGCCUGCCAGUCAGCGGCGGGAGGAUCAUGAGGAUUCGAUAGGACGGCCGUUUGGUGGAACACGACUGUCGAGGAUCCUUGACUCUAGUCUCGACCUCACCAAUACUGCCAACAACAAAGAUCAGGUCUCUCCGAGCAAAGACAUGUAUGCCAAAGAGACCCUUGGCACGGGUGCGAGUCCAGACGGUCGGUUGGGAUCUCCGACGAGCGGACCCAGCGCGCUCAGCCUGAUGCUCAGCCGGUCUGCCUCUUUGCGUGCCUCUCCCAACCAGAGCGCAGAGAGCUCACCCAACAAGCACGCCGGGUCGGCUAUCUUACCGAAAGACGACGGGAACACACUGCAGAAAGGCGGUAGCACCGACAUACAGGCUAGCGGCGCCAAUGGACUUAUUGGUCUACUCGACACCGACGCAGCCGCUCGACGGCACAAGGACAAGGAAGAGAUUUCCCCCGGGUCUUCGUUGGGCCAAGAGACGCCUCGUCCCGGAGCAUAUAGGACGCUGGCUAGCCUGUCGUCUUCCACCCAGACCAUCCGACCGAGUGGACCCGUGGGCAGGGCGAUCACCCCGACGUCGGACGAAGACGUCGUCGAGAGAAGCGGCAAGGCAUCGGAGUCGACUCCGCUGUUGCAUACCAUUCGCGAGACGGGACGAUCAGGAUCCAGGUCUAGAUCGCCGCCCGUUCGUUCGACCAACAGCGUCGACUCUAUCGCUGGCAAGAUUGGGAACUCUCAGUCCCAGCCGACUUAUUCCAGCACAGACGACACCAAGAACAUUGACGAUGCAGACGGACCAUCCCCCGGCCCAAACCGAGUUCGAGGACUCGUCAAGACCAUGAGUUCGUCCGCAAAGGAAGCUGUCAACGUCGUUCGAAAAUCGACCUGGAAGGAUGUCGGUAGAGCGGUCGUGCUUGAACCUCUGUCCAACAUUCCUGCCGUCGUCCUGGGUCUAAUGUUGAAUGUGCUGGACGGCGUCAGUUAUGGUAUGAUCACAUUUCCAGCGAGUCCGGUAUUCACGGAUUUCGGUUCCAUCGGGGUUUCCAUGUUUUUCAUGUCAUGUAUCAUUAGUCAGCUUUCUUACACCUUGGGAGGCAGUAUCUUUCGCGGAGGAAACGGUUCCAUGAUGAUUGAAGCUGUCCCCUUCUUUCACAUCUUGACAAAUAUCAUCACUACUGAGAUCGGAGACAAUGACCGUGCUAUCAUCGCCACUACCAUGGUGUCAUUUGCAUUUAGUGCCAUCUUGACAGGUCUGGUCUUUUUCGCUUUGGGUGCUUUCAAGUUGGGCGCUCUGAUCGGCUAUUUCCCUAGACAUAUCCUGGUCGGAUGUAUCGGGGGCGUGGGUAUCUUCUUGCUCGAAACAGGACUCGAAGUGUCUCGUGGACUGAAAGAAGAAGGUUUCGAAUACAACUUGACAACGCUCAAGUUCUUCUUCGAAUCUCCUCACGCCAUCGCACUCUGGGGAAUUCCGCUCGCUCUGGCAAUCAUCUUGAGGAUCAUCACCCAUCGCUUUCAUCAUCAACUCAUUUUUCCCGCAUACUUCUUCAUCAUCCCGGUCGUGUUCUACAUUGUGGUUGCCAUCGGUCGCUGGGACAUGGCCACGUUGCGAGAGAAUAAUUGGGUGCUAGAUGUCGGGAAGCAGUCCCGACCAUGGUACACUUUCUAUACCUUGUUCGACUUCAAGCAAACAAACUGGAAAGCGUUCUGGGCGUGCAUUCCCACCCAGCUAGCGCUUGUGUUUUUCGGAAUUCUGCAUGUACCACUCAACGUUCCCGCACUUGGUGUCUCGCUCAAGGAGGAUCAUGUCAAACUCGACCGGGAACUCCUAGCUCACGGAGUGUCCAAUAUGGCAGCCGGUUUCUUUGGCACUGUUCCGAACUAUCUUUGUUACGUGAACACAGUAUUGUUCUACCGAGUGGGAGGCGGCUCUCGACUUUCAGGCUUGAUGCUGGCGGGGGCUACGACCAUUAUUAUGACGGUCGGACCAUCUGUCAUCGGCUACUUGCCUGUCUGUGUUGUCGGAGCCCUGAUCUUUGUGCUCGGUAUCGAUCUUGUCACCGAAGCGAUUUGGGACACCAGGAACCGGGUCAACCGCAUGGAAUAUAUCACUGUCUGGGCCAUCGCUAUCGGCAUGACAAUCUUCGACUUCGUAUUGGGACUCUUGCUCGGCGUCGUACUCGCGUCUCUCUUCUUCGUCAUUCAGAAUUCGCGACGUCGUCCGAUCCGUGCUGUAUUCAGCGGGGCUACCGCCAAGUCUACCGUCCGCAGACCGCACGCUCAGAGGCAGUUCAUCCAACAAGUCGGGAGUCAAACCUGUGUCAUGAAGUUGCAGGGAUUCCUCUUCUUUGGCACCAUCACUCGUGUCGAAGACGAGAUUAGGAGGCUACUAGAUAUCGCUGCAUGGCAACACAAUCCGAUCCGCUUUCUCAUCGUGGACUUUGCCCUGGUGGGGGGUCUCGACUACUCUUCGGCAGAGGCCUUUGUGCGGAUCCAGCGACUCUUAAGCCAGAAGGAUGUCUUGCUUAUCCUAUGUGGCGCCAGCCCUGAUGGACUGGUCGGACAAGCGCUGCAAGCGGUUGACCUCUGGGCAGACCAGGAAGGUACUCGAAUCGAAGUUUUCGAUGGCUUGAAUUCGGCUUUGGAAUGGUGCGAGAAUGCUUACUUAACGGCAUUCUACCAAUCUACUGCCUUCAAAAAGGAGCCUACCCGGCAGAUCGACUUCCCUACCGUUUCAAAACCACCUUUCGCCCUCAGCGAUUCAUAUUCGCAUAGCCCACGGCGUAGUCAUCUGGCCGAAGCUGGCGGUUCGACUCGGCCUUUCCAAUCUACCCCUGUGACUCCGGCUGAAGAUAGGGACAAGCCUGCAGGUCCCGCCAAAAUCGCUUUCAAACAGCCUCUGCCACUGCUCAUGCAAACCUUUGCCGGUUACCAUACCCGCGACAACCCUCAUGACUUCUUCUACCAGGUCAUGCCCUACUUUACGCCCGUCUCAGUGGCCGUUGGAGACGUGAUCUGGAACCAAGGCGACAUGGCGGAUGCUCUCUAUCUCAUCGAGUCUGGCUGCCUCAGAGCUACCUAUACUUACGAGGACCACACGGAGCCGCUUCAAGAGACAAUGGUGGCUGGAACCGUUGCGGGAGAGAUGACUGCGCUUAGCGGAACACAUCGAAACGCUACUGCCGUAGCGGAACGAGAUGCGCAGCUUUGGAGACUGAGCAUCGAAAGUCUCGAACGUUUACAGCGCGAGAAGCCGGAUGUUGCUAAAGACUUUAUCAAGCUGGUCCUUAAGGUCGCGGCAGAGGAAGCCGACGUGUUGUCAAGUCAUCUUAUCGCUGUUUUGUCGUAA
Molecule: messenger RNA, 4266 nt
Organism: Filobasidium floriforme
Lineage: Eukaryota; Fungi; Basidiomycota; Tremellomycetes; Filobasidiales; Filobasidiaceae
Product: vacuole protein
Exons: 21
Coding region: 463-4266 (1267 amino acids)
Cellular component (GO): membrane
Source: RefSeq, a predicted model, not a curated record